AGAAGAAAAUGAAGAUGAAAGAGACAAGAGUGAGUGAUUAUUAAGAGAACCAAACUCAAAACUCAAGAGAUUACAAAAAAGAAAAGAAAAGUUGUCAGUGUAACACGCCAAAGUAAAAAAAGAGUGUAGAGAUAGAGUGUGUUUGGGUGUAUAAUUAAUUACUAUGAAGACGACUUCUGAUUAUUUAUCAGUAUAUAGAUUUAAAAGUUUUGGCAGAAAAAGGUAAUUAUGUAUUGACCGUUACAUCCCACGCGUCCAAUCCCUAUUUCUUUUGUUCUCAGCUUUGGUCAGACUAAAAUUUACUCCCCUUCUUUAAUUACUGUCCUAUCUUUGGAACUAGCCCAUAUCGUAUAUUCAUAUUACAUGUACUUCUUUUUCCUUCUUUAAUUCUUUUUAUAAUUAAUAUCAUUGCAUUUUAGUCUUUUGGGUUUGUUUGAUUUUUCUCUUAAUAAUAUAAUAAUCUCUCUUUCUCCGGUAAAAACAACAUGUCGCCGGUGGAUACAAACAAGGGCUGGAAUGGUGUGCAGGAUAUGAACUAUCCUACGCCACUUGCUUCCCAUGAUGAUGUUGCUAAAGACCCUAUUGUGUUUUGGGAUACUCUAAGGCGUUUUCAUUUUCUGAUGAAUACCAAGUUUAUGGUUCCUGUGAUUGGAGGGAAAGAGCUGGAUUUGCAUAUAUUAUAUGUUGAGGUUACAAGAAGAGGUGGUUUUGAGAAGGUUGUUGCAGAGAAGAAAUGGAGGGAAGUUGGUACUAUUUUUAUGUUUUCUCCAACAACAACAAGUGCUUCUUUUGUGUUAAGAAAACACUACAUAAGUCUUCUUUAUCACUAUGAACAAGUUCACUUCUUUCGCAUGCAAGGUCCUCUGUGCAGCCCUUCUGUUACAUUUCCAGUUUGCAGUCGCUCGUUCAAACCAGAAUUGGCUAUAGUUGAAUAUUCUCCCAAAUCCAUUAACGAUUUUCCUAUGAACCAGGAUAUAGAAGGUAUAGGAACUAUUGAUGGAAAAUUCGACUGUGGCUACUUGGUGAGUGUGAAGUUGGGGUCUGAGGUUUUAACUGGAGUAUUGUAUCAUCCAGAAGAAGAAGGGUGUGGUACUAGUGGUAGCCCUGUUGUUGCUGAGCCUAACAAUAAUGCCAUAGUACCUUACACCGGCAAACCUCGCCAUUCUCGUCGUCGUAAAAGGAAGAGUAAAAGAAGAGGAGACCCCAAUUAUCCAAAACCCAAUAGGAGUGGAUACAACUUCUUCUUUGCUGAAAAGCAUUACAAGCUCAAAUCCCUCUUCCCGAACAGAGAGCGCGAGUUUACUAAGAUGAUCGGCGAGUCUUGGACCAAUCUCUCCCCAGAAGAGAGGACGGUUUAUCAGAAUAUUGGUUUGAAAGACAAAGAGAGAUACAGGAGGGAGUUGAAAGAAUAUAAAGAGAGCAUUAAACUGAGGCAGCAGACAGUGGAAACUAGUUAAUGGAAACUAUGUUAGCUCAUGUAUGGAGUGUAGGUCUUGAACUGUAUAAAAGAGAAAAUUCAUAUAAAGAAUUAUGGACAAGACUACUCUGUUUUGAGAUGUACACUUUAUGUAGAGGUUGUAACUUUGGUGAAAUUAAAGCUCAAUUCCAAAGAGCACUUACCAAA
Messenger RNA from Cannabis sativa, 1624 nucleotides. RefSeq names its product high mobility group B protein 9. The coding region runs from base 486 to 1457 and encodes 323 amino acids. Gene Ontology annotation, molecular function: DNA binding. The record is from RefSeq and is a predicted model, not a curated record. The transcript has 6 exons. NCBI's taxonomy places the organism in Eukaryota, Viridiplantae, Streptophyta, Magnoliopsida, Rosales, Cannabaceae.